CAUAAUGCAUCGCUAGUUCUUGCUACUUCCUCUUUCCGCCAUAUUGCAGAACCGGUAAGGGCCCCCUCUAAAAUCUCAUUGUCAAUCUUUCCCAAAUCUAACCCAUCCAGGCGUCUAAAACACAAUUUAUGAAAUUAUAUAAACGUUUAAUAAUGUACUAAUGUCAUGAAACGGUUAUUGUGUCGAUAUGGUGUGAGAUGUUGGUGUUUUGCCUUGUGAUUUUGUAAAGUCUCCAUCACUGUCCGGUUUACUGGUGUGUUGUAUCGGUAGCUAGAGUUCGAACAUAUGAAUAAAACCCGACAAUUAAUACUGCUAGGCUCCUUUCGGUGUGUUCUUAAUUAGUCGACAAAUUUGCUUUAUUGUCAAGAUGUGGUAUAAAUGUUGAAUAGUACAGUUUGGUUGGCUAACUAACCAACUCUGCUAGCCAGCUUGGCCCGUACAUGAAGACUUCCAUGCGUGGUAGACAGUCACGAUGGUGGUGCUUAAAUGUAUCUGCAUGGCCGUGCAAACCUCUUCUAAUUUGUUAUCAAAGAACCCAACGUUUGUCCCAGUUUUGAAAUUGUUGGCGCUAGCGUUAGCCAUUCAAGUGUUAUGUCUUGGCCAGUGAAAUGUAGGCGGUUAGCUUUAACCAGGUAAUUUUGAAAGCAAGCAUAGCAUAAUGUGUCUAGAGGUUGCUACCUUAGUAGGUAGCCUUCUAUUUUCUUCAGCAAAGUAACCACGUAACGUUAGCUAGCUAGUUGGGCAAUAAUUUGCUAGGCAAUGUCAUAGGUAAGUCGAUAAUCAAAUAGUCAUCUCAUACUCAAUGAUGUCCAUCUACCUACAUUUGAGCUAGCUUACAAUCAAUCUGUUGGCUGACUUAUUUGUUAAGUCAGUCAGUUGUAACUUACUGUUAGUAAAAUAUCUAGCUAGAAUAGGCAGCUAACGUUAUCUUGCCAGUUUCACAGCAUGUUAUUAGGAGAACAAACCACUAUCAGACUGAAUGUUUACUAGUAACUAGCAAGCUGUGCAUUAGUUGGCUGCCUUACUACUCCUUCACUUUUAUUUUUUAAUUUUUUCAAUUUCUGAUCGACAGGCAUCAUGGUGCGCAUGAACGUUCUUGCGGAUGCGCUCAAAAGCAUCAACAAUGCUGAGAAACGUGGGAAACGCCAGGUUCUGAUCCGGCCGUGUUCUAAGGUCAUUGUACGUUUCCUGACCGUCAUGAUGAAGCACGGUGAGUUGCGGAAAUGUAUCUUCUGUUUUGUAAGAAGUAUAGGACCAGUCAAGUGGGAGGGCAAAAUAAUGUGCAGACAUCUGCAUAACCCGCUUCCCUCCAGGAGGGGAAUUGCUUACCCCUGGUUGAGGGAUCUGAGUUCGAGCCCUGUAACAUCUUGUUGACAAUGCUGUGUGUCUGCUUGGUCUUGAUUCCCUGCCUCCCUUGUUUCCCCAGGUUACAUUGGUGAGUUUGAGAUCAUCGACGACCACAGAGCUGGGAAAAUUGUCGUCAAUCUCACUGGCAGGCUGAACAAGGUAAAUGUUCAAUAUACUGCAUCACAAGGACUACAAUCAGACAAUUUGAGUGCCAUUCUGCUUCAUUUUACUCAUCUUUUGUGCUUCAUUUUACUCAUCUUUUGUAUUGUGGUAGAUUGAUAGUAGACACUGACCCUUCUGUUUUGCUCAUCUUCUUUGACAUGUUUUUUCCCCCCUGCUCAUAUUCUGCAUUGUGGCAUGAUCAACCUAACUGCAUAAUUGUAGAUUUGAAUAUGGCACUGCUAACCUUUCUUUUGUUUGCUCAUAUCAGUGUGGUGUGAUCAGCCCUCGUUUUGACCUCCAGUUGAAGGAUCUGGAGAAGUGGCAGAACAACCUCCUGCCCUCAAGACAGUUCGGGUGAGAAUGAACCAGCAGCACCCUAAUGGUGGUAUGAGUGUUGUAGUGGCCGUAUCACUGAUUGUGCAGUGGAACGUUGUGAACUGGCAUGUAUUCAUUAGUGGCACGUUGCAAAACGUUUUGCUACGGCGUUUCACUCAUGAAUGCAUCCCUGAUGUCGUGUUAAUGUGCUCCGUUGGGGUGUAUAAAAUUGUGCCCUGGGUUUCACUGACUUGAAAGCUCUGAAUAUUUAUUUGGGAGUCACAGCAAAUAAACUAAUCGCCCUUUAUUUCCAUGCCGGAAUGUUCAGCUUCCGAUUAAUAUCGAGAGCAAGCAAAUGCAGCACUAGUCUAGUAUUUAAAGACACUGGGAGCUCGCUGGGUUGGAGAUUGGAACAGUCAUUGAAGUGUACUUUCUUUGAAAAGAUAAAGGCAGCCUGGGCGACGGGGACUAAAACCCUUAUCAAAACUUAAGUCAGGGAUGGGCAACUCUGAUCCCUGGGACUGAGUGUCCUCUGUCUGCUCCCACUUUCUACUGAAUGUAACCAUGGAAAUAUGAUUGCUGCAGUCUCUUGAACACAAUUUGACCUGCAUGUGGGAAAGUGGGUGAAUAUGGUUGAAUGCUUGAGUCUGCUCUGACAAUAUGGACAAGAAAUCGCCCUCGGUUUUACUUAAGUCCAAUGGUGGAUGUGGUGAGGGCACGGUCGCAGAUUUAUUGAUCUAUGGGAUGUGUGGACUGAUGAAUCCAAGGGGUGUGUCACAAUGACUCGUCCGCAACUGUACUGUAUUUUUUCUCAAAUGUUUAUUGAAAACAUAAAUUCGAAACAAUAACCACUUGUUGUGUCUCAAAUACAUUGUUACAGUGGUUGGCUAGCUAGCAAAUUUGAGCCAUUAGCAAUGACAUGAAAUCAGUCAAAACACUUCAAAACAAGACAUGAUAUCAAGAACGAGAUGAAACUAGCUGAAACGAGUCACUUACGAUUCCCCACAUGGAAUUUUCUUGCCAUUGUUGCUAGCUAUCUGGCCAUCCAUAACAACACCUGGACUUCUGCCCCAUUGAAACAUGUGCAUCGUUUUCUCCAGGUUGUCAGCUAACCCAUCUAUAGUCAACGCAUUUUGGCAUUCCAUGUUUGACAUUUACCUGUGUCAUAGUCUGCCAUAGAAAACCUUUCAAGGCUACAAGCGGAAGAAAUAUAAUUGGCGGUUCAUUCAACUCGCAACUUCUCGAACUCAGCCGUAUAUGAGUUGAUGCGUUCACAUGGCACACGCGAGCUGUCCAGAGUAAAAAGUGAGCGUUCAUCAAUCUACUCGCUGCGCUUAUUUCUUUUUAGGGAAAGUGAUUUACAAAAGUAAACCUUCAAUACUGACAAAAUUGCAAUAGGCUGGCUAGUGGCUACUGUUAGUCUGCGAAAAGAAAGCUACAAAAAGACACCUAGCAUUCAUUUUUACAUUUUAGUCAUUUAGCAGACGCUCUUAUCCAGAGCGACUUACAGGAGCAAUUAGGGUUACAUCGACAGAUUUUUCACCUAGUCGGCUCGGGGAUUAGAACCAGCGACCUUUCGGUUACUGGCACAAUGCUCUUAACCACUAAGCUACCUGCCGCCCUUCGUCUUGGAUAGCCUACUGUAGCCAGAUGUCUCUUUUGAAAAGCCCUCGUCUUAAUGGCCAACGUCCUAUUUUGAGGAAAUAAUAAUCUUCAAUUUAUAUACUUUAGAAACUAAAUGUACUAUAAUACAAUGCAAUUUUAAAGAAUCGAAUGUCUUGCAUUGCUACAUUAUAUUACACAUCUUUUAAUAUCUACCAUCAUAACCAAAUGUAGCCUAUUACUAGCUGAAUAGAGUGAAAGCAUGUCAGCCUAUGCAUUUAUAAACUACCCCAUAUCCGGGCUAGUAGAAAAUCUGUUUGGGCCAGUAGAUUUUGGCCAGCUGGGAGGGGGGGGGGGAGUUGUUGGACCCUGGUUGGUGUGACUUAGUACACUUAUAUGGUUUGCGCUGAAGAUGGACUGAAUUUUGGCAAAAUGAUCAGAGUUUGUACGGUCAUGAAAAUCCUGGAAAUGUCAUGGAAUUUUAAAAUGGUGUUUUCCAGGCCUGGAAAAGUUCUGGGAAAUGAUUCAAUCCAAAAAGUUUCGGAAAAGUUUGAAUUUGAUUUCUGUUAAUGUAAUUUGUUUAGGAACAGUGUGAAUAUUUUAUAAAUCAAAUAAAAAUCAACAUAUCAGACAGGAUCGGAAUUACACUUAAUUAAGCGUGUCUGUGUAAAAAAAACAAACGUGUUUGCGAGCGUCACCUGCAUGUGAGAAGUGUGGGCCAUUGCUCAAGGAGAGAGACCGUUGGACAUUGCAGCAGCAGGUAGGCCUAGUCUAUAAAAUAUGAUAGAGAACAAACUAGGUAGCCAAUUCCAAACAUAUCUUGUACCCUCUAACGGUUUAGCAAAUGAUGGCAAGUAUUAAUGUUUUUGUCAUGUCCCAAAAACUUUCCACACUUGCUAAUAAGGCCAUACAAAGUUGAAUAACUUUUUAACAAUUCAUAUGAUUAAUUUAAAUUUAUUUAUUUUUGAUGAAACAAAUUAUUCACUUUGCCAUUGUAUUAUAUGGGAUUCGAUUCAGUUGUGUUGAAUCAAAUCAUGUGAAUCAAAAUUAUUUGUGAAUCGUUAACAUUAAUUUUAGGAAGAAACGGAUGUUACAUUUUACAUUUUAGUCAUUUAGCAGACGCUCUUAUCCAGAGCGACUUACAGUUAGUGAAUACAUAUUUUUUUUAUACUGGCCCCCCGUGGGAUGUGACCUCUUGGAUUACAUGGCUUCAAAACGUGUUUUGUAUAUACUUCCAGUUGAUUUGGGCAUCCAAUGAAUGGGACAUUGAAACUCAAUAGAUGCUAGACAGCCUGCAAAGUAAACACUUCUAAGGUAGUUAAGAUACAUGGCUGAACUCAAAAAGCUACAUUUCCUGAAGAAAAUUAGUGGGCUUGAUACGGCUGAAUAAAUAGAUUUGUAGCCUACAUAGCCAUUUGAUAUAUUGAAUGAGCAAAUAUUUUCUAAAAAGUAUAAAACUUAUUUGGUGGUUGUUGCAGUGUUUUCCAUAAAGGGUGGUCAACCAUCCUCCAGGAGAGCUAAUGGAUGUGCAGGCUUUUAUUCCAGUCCCCUUUAGUAAUGAGCUGCUCAACCGAACCUUGAUAAACUGGCUCUGUGUUUUUGCAGGGCUUGAUCAAAAGCCUGCACACCCAGUGGCUCUCCAGACUGACGGUUGACCACAUGUUUUAUACAGUUGCCUAACAGAUAUUCUACUUGGGGGGGGGGGGGGGGGGGGGGGGUUUAAAUGCCUUGCUCAACAACAGGAAAUGGUACAUGUAAUCAGAAAGCAGCCUUCCAUGGUGUCGAUACCACAUUACGCUCACUUUUAUACGUACGUAGAUGCCGCCAAUUGUUGGUCAUGGAAAUUUGGUGGAAAGUCGUGAAAUUCCAUCUGUCAAUAUAUGUGAACCCUGUAUGACUUCAUAACGUCUGUUGCAUCUAGCUUUACUAAGAGAAUGCCUCUAAAAGUAAAGAUUGAAUGUGAUUCGGAUUGUCACGGUCAGGAAUAGUUUUACCGCUAUGAUGCAUUUCUUGUGUUAUGAUAGGCUUCAUCCACAUGCAUUGCUAACAUUGCUUGAGUGGAAACGCAUUGGUGGAUGUUUAGGAUCAUAAUGGCCUCCAUACAAUAUAAAUGGAGGUUACAUCAUUAUUGUGUGAAAGUAGUCCUGGUUCAGGAGUGGAGAGCAAUACAGUACCUUAAAAAUUCUGUUCCCUUAGUUUUCAGUUGUCUUGAUAAGGUAAUGAUGGGCUGCAAUUAGCUUAGAGCAGGUGUUUGAAGGAUGAGGUUAGGAAAUGCCUGCCUAAGUGUUGGAUGGCAUCAAUUGAGCCGACGGUUGUUGCUUUAGAAGGGGCACAACUGGUUUUGUCUUAACUGUUUUCCUGGCAUUUCAUGGUCUUAGUCUAUAAAUGUUAAUGUACUUUAGUUUUUCAGAAUUUCCCGACUGCCUGUCAUGAAUUGAUUUCAUUCUGCCUGUUGUGAAUGUUUAUAAACUCAUGUCUUACACACCUUGUCUGUCUCCUCAGAUACAUUGUGCUGACCACCUCAGCUGGCAUCAUGGACCACGAAGAAGCCAGACGAAAACACACAGGGGGGAAAAUUCUUGGAUUCUUUUUCUAAAAUGUAAAGAACUGCAAAAUAAAACACCAAAUCCAGUGGA
Molecule: messenger RNA, 6062 nt
Organism: Coregonus sp. 'balchen'
Lineage: Eukaryota; Metazoa; Chordata; Actinopteri; Salmoniformes; Salmonidae
Source: the annotation of a GenBank genome assembly